GCUCGGCGCCGCCCGCCCGCCCCGCUCCGCCCCGCCCCGCCCGCCCCGCGCUCGCCGCCGGGGCCGGGGCCUCCGCCGGACCGAGCCCAGCCCAGCCGCCGCGGCGGCCCGGGGACCUGCCGCGGCCCUGAAUCCUGGUGCAGCUGAAGUGACUGCAGGCACUUUAAAGAUGCAUGUGAGCACGGAAGAGGAACUGGAGAAUGACACGCCAAGGUCGUGCUCCGCCACACAGGUUCAGUGGCAAAUAUGAACAUUCGUCAACAUUUGACAACAACUCCUUGGGACAUUAUGAAUUUGCUGGAAUCUAGACCACAGAGCACUUGCAAUAGCGCUUUUUAAACUUGAAUUUAAUUUAAAUGAAAGAAAAAUAAUCAUCUGGAUCAAUUGUAGUGAUGGCUAGCAAAAGAAAAUCCACAACUCCCUGCAUGAUACCAGUAAAAACACUGGUGCUUCAGGAGACUGAACUGGAUGCUGUAGAUGAUCAUGAAGGAACGCAACAAGAUGCUCCUGCUGAAGGGCCAGCAGCUAGUGAUGCUGGUGCCAGUAACAGUAAUAACGGAGCUUUGUCUAACGGGCACCGUGGCAUUGCUGAUAGCGACACUUAUAUCUGCAAGUCUUGUGACUUUGGAUGUCAAGACGUUCAUCACUUCUUUGGACACUUGGACUCUGAGCACUUAGACUUUAGGAAAGACCCUGCGUUUGCAUGUGUUGCAUGCAACUUCCUGGCAAAUAGCCACGAAGGGCUUUCACACCACAAUGCAGAGUUGCACGCCAGUGAAACGAACUUCAUCUGGAGGGUGGCUAAGCAGGACAAUCAUACAACUGUGGAGCAAAGUCUCUGUGAGGCCACCAGCAGCCAUGACCUUCCAGGAGAGGUCCCUGAAGAAGGGGUGGACAGCCAGUCUGAAAUUAUCAUUACCAAAACCCCUAUCAUGAAGAUAAUGAAAGGUAAACCAGAGGCCAAAAAAAUCCACACACUGAAGGAGAAUGUGUCAAGUCAGCUGGGCAGUGAGUCGGAGGUGAAAGACGGAGAGCAUUCAUUCCCAAACGGGUCCGUGCCAGUCAGUCAGCCCACUGCAAGUUCAACAAAAUCAUCUCAUAUAGUGAAUGGUUCCAUCAUAGGAAACGUGCCUGUUCUACAGGCAGGUGUGGCACAACUUGUGUCACUGCAGCAGCAACCCCCGUUGCAUCAGCAGCUACCUACGUCCAAGUCGCUUCCCAAGGUGAUGAUCCCCCUGAGCAGCAUUCCAACGUACAACGCUGCCAUGGACUCCAACAGCUUCCUCAAAAACUCUUUCCACAAGUUUCCCUACCCCACAAAAGCCGAGCUCUGCUACUUGACUGUGGUGACGAAGUACCCAGAAGAGCAGCUGAAGAUCUGGUUCACCGCCCAGAGGUUGAAGCAGGGCAUCAGCUGGUCACCGGAGGAGAUUGAAGAUGCCAGGAAGAAGAUGUUCAACACUGUUAUUCAGUCUGUGCCGCAACCCACCAUUACAGUUUUGAACACGCCGCUGGUUGCAAAUCCUGGGAGUGUCCCUCAUCUUAUUCAGGCCACUUUACCGGGCCAUGUGGUGGGGCAGCCGGAGGGGACGGGGGGUCUGCUGGUCACGCAGCCCAUCAUGGCAAAUGGGUUGAAGGGCACCAGCUCCUCCUUCACCUUGGCAGUGACUUCUGUCCCCAAACCGCCGCCGGCAGCGCAGCACAGCACGGUGAGCUCCAGCAACGCGUCGGGGGUAAAGGUGGUCAACAGCGGCCAGUCGCUGCUCACCGCCUGCCCGGCCAUCUCCUCGCAGACCUUCCUGGAUCCCAAUGUGUACAAAAACAAGAAGUCUCACGAGCAGCUCUCGGCCUUGAAAGGCAGCUUCUGCAGAAAUCAGUUCCCUGGCCAGGCUGAAGUCGAGCGGCUGACAAAAAUCACAGGCCUUUCCACCAAGGAGAUUAGAAAGUGGUUUAGUGACAGGAGGUACCAUUACAGGAACGUGAGAGGCGGCCGGGCCGUCUUCCCUGGAGACAGCGCUCUCGAUUCCCUGCCCGAAAUUGCCUUUGACGCCUCACCCAGAGGAGCCGAGCUGAGCCCCGUGGCAGCCGCGCCGGCCCCUCACCACCCACCGCGGCGGCAGUCAUGGCACCAGGCGCCCGACUUCACGCCAACCAAGUACAAAGAGCGGGCGCCAGAGCAGCUGAAGGCCCUGGAGAGCAGUUUUGCCCAAAAUCCCCUUCCUGCGGAGGAAGAGGUGAACCGCCUGAGGGGGGAGACGAAGAUGACACGGAGGGAGAUUGAUAGUUGGUUCUCAGAGAGGAGGAAGAAGAAGGUGGCGGAGGAGAAUAAGAAAGUGGAGGAGGCGGCUCGGCAGGAGGAGGAGGCGGAAAAUGGCGGUGGAGAAGAAGACUCCUCAGAUGAGCUGAGGGCUGCGAGUGAAAACGGCUCAGUCGACGUCUCUGGCAACAACCCAAACUCGGUGGAGCGGAAAGUGAGUCCCAUCAAAAUCAACCUGAAAAACCUCCGAGUGACCGAGUCCAACGGCAAAAACGAGUUACCGGGGGCUGGUGCAAAUGAGAAAGGGGACAGCAGCUCCAGCCGGCCGCCCACCCCUCCAAAAACCAAACUGAACUUCAAAAAAACAGCCCAGCAGCGGCAUUUGCUGAAGCAAAUGUUCGUGCAGACCCAGCGACCCACGAACCAGGAGUACGACGCCAUCGUUUCCCAGACGGGCCUGCCGCGGGCUGAGGUCAUUCGCUGGUUCGGGGACAGCCGGUAUGGCUACAAGAAUGGGCAGCUGAAGUGGUAUGAGAACUACAGGCGGGGGGUUUUCCCCCCGGGGCUGGUGGAGGUCAGCCCCACCAGCCGGGAGGUGCUGGAGGACUACUAUGAGAAGCAGAAGGGGCUGCGGGAGGAGGACCUGCCCAGCCUCUGCGAGCGCUCCCACCUCAGUGCCCAGCAGCUCAAGGUGUGGUUUGCGGUGAAGGCGGAGGAGGAGAGCAAGGGGGCCGUCCCCGAGGAGGGCUGUGCCAGCGAGGCGGCGGGAAGCCGGAAAGGGCCGUGCGAGGCCAGCUCGGAGGUGUUGGAGAGCAGCGAGGCGUGGGAGCCGGGCGGCCAGGAAGGCAGCGCCGGGACCCCCGCCGCCCCUGGCCCGCCGCCUGCCGCCACGCGGCUCGAAACAGACUGAACUCAAACCACCAGCCCCGGAGGAUCCGCUCUUACCCUUGAGAAGAAAUUUUUGGUCUUUAAGAAACCCAUGGGCCGGCCUGAUCCAAACCUCAGGAGCAGGACGUGGUGAUAAAGCACUGCCAUAAAUGAGACCUUUAAGCACAGCACAUGAGAGAGUGCACGUGCAAAAACUGGGCACUUAGUGCAGAGCUCUCGGUGGCCCAGCCAAGGAGAUGGCUGAGAGCUGACGGAGGCAGGGGCUCAGCUCAGACCCAGGAAAUAGGAUGCUCUUGUUUGCUUUCUAGUCAACAGACUUUCAGAUUUCAUAUUCAUAUACCGAUGCCUACAGCUGCCUAUACAAGCAUAACGAAUCUCAGACAUUGUGUAAACAAGGUCAUUGCUUAGAUAUGGACUAUCAUGGCACAGUACUUUUUUCUUUAUUUUCUUUUUUGUUUUUUUUUUUUUCAUCUGUCCGUUAAGGUGUUUGUUCUCUAAAGGUUGGCAUGGCUGCAUAUAUCCUCUCUGCCCUUUCUGGUCCUUACGCCCUGGCAAUGAAGGGCUUUAUGGGCAUGCAAGUGUGUGUGUGUGUGUUAGGAAAGGUAUCUGAGAAGAAAGCUGCCAGUCUUGCAUAAAAGUCCCGUGGGAGCUGAGUGCGAUUUUUCAUCCCUAUGGAUGAGGUUAGACUUAGCAUUGCAUACUCUCCAAUAAGUAGCAGGUUCCCAGACCCAGACAACCCAGGAGAUGGAGUUUGGUGUCAUUUGUCCCUUGCUGCCUAGAAUAUUUUCCCCUGCGCUCCUGGAGACUGACUGUAGCAGGCUGUUAAAUCUCCAAGUCUCCCUUUAAUCACUGAGAACUAGAACAUAAUAAUUUUUCCAUCCUGACCUGGAAUCCUUUUCAUUGUUCAGAGAGAACAAGCUGUUCUUCAGAGAACAAAUGCAGAGAAUAUGCAGCGUUGCUCUGAGUGGUUCAAGUCAUUGUUGUCUCCAAGGGAUCUGCAAGGCAGCAGCUCUUCUGCAAUCAGGAAGUUUCCCUCUUGCAGCCCUACAUGACAGAUCCUCCUGCAGCAGCGCUGGUAACCUCGAGUGUUUGCUCCAGUCUUUUUCUUCUUUCCCCCCGCCCCAGUUAAUCUGGAAUAGUUCUGGCGAAACAGCAAAAUAAACUUCCCCGUUACCCUUCCUGCUUCCCGUUACCUGUACAUUUUUAAUGUGCCCAUGUUGUAUUGGGUGGUUGCUGUGUGAUGCAACUACUUGCAGAUUUUUUAAAAUAUUCUUUUCUAAUAGAAAACAAAGUCUAGAAGGGAAACUCUUGAGCUGAAUAGUCCAGCCAAAUGCUGUGUCAGACCAUUCUGUCACAAACUAAUCAAAUCCCAGCUCAAAAUUGUUUCCAUGUCUUGCCUUCACUUUUGCUCUUGGAAGGCUAUUCCAGAGCUCGACUGCCUUUGCAUGGUCAGAAACUUUAUUUAAAUUUCUAGUUUGAAUUAAUUCAUGGCCGGUUCAUUCCUGGUUUGUUUUGCAGCCAGCAUUGUCCCUUAACUUAAAUAGUUUUUGGUGUUUAUCCACUGAUGUAUUUAUGGAGAGUAGUCAUAGCUCCUUAUUUUUGCCAAGCUAACUCAGCCAAGCUUUUUCAGUAGAAGGUUUUUAUUUAGUGAGAGCUUUUUAAUGUGGGAGACUUUAUUGUUGGUGGUAAGUGAUAUUUAUUAGAAGGGUGGGUAGCAAGCCCCAAAGGAUCAGAUCCAGAGAUUUACAAAAUAUCUGGUUUAAAAACAAAAAUGGUCUUUCAGAGCCUCUUCCAAAGAUGGUGUCUGAUUUCUACCUUUAACUGCCCUUGCUUUUCCCAUUCUUUCUUCCUCCCCUCUUUAAGAGGCCGCCUUGCUCAGCUACUAGGAGGGGCUUUAUCUGCUCAGGGCUUUGCAAGAGAGGGCUUCCUCUCACCUGGGGGUGUGUGCCUACAUGGUAGGUGCCUGCACCUGAGUUCCUGUAGCUCUCCUGGCACAUGGGGUAAUCCCUGCGGCCAAGCAUGAGCAUCUGCUUCAGAAGGAGAUGACCUGCACCCUGAAGAGAGCUGGGGCGAUGUGCUUAGAUGCAGACACCUGUGCUGCAACCACCCCUUAGCAGUCAGAUGAACCCUGCCCAAAACGCCACGAGCAGGGGUGGUGUCAACCCAGAGCAUCCUGCUGUGACACCAGGCUCCCUAAAUUUCUUCCUUUUUAGAAGCACUAUUGCUGGUCAUGCUGUGGUUGGAGGCAUAACCAGCAGUAAUCCCACCUCGGGCUCGUGUCGGCUCAGCUGGGCAGCAUCCCCGUGGCUCUCCUCCAGGAGAGCAGAGGUGGCUGCACUGCAAAGACAGCCAGAGCCCCAGGGGUUCACCCUCAUGGGUGCAAUUCUGUGCACCCCGAAAUGUCGCAGGUGACAGGAGAAUCCGGGUGGUCCUAGAGCCAGAGGUAGCAGAUCUGGGAGUCAUGCAGCCCAAGAGUAUGAGUGUAUGUACGAUGUUACCUUCAGAGAACAAAUACAGGUAGGUCAAUUUAUUCUCUAGUGCCUAUGUACAUGCAGGUUUAUUUAAGUACGCAUAUAUACAGUUCAGAUAUGCCAUUGAUUCUUUAUUGCAUUAAGAUGUACACUAAAAAUGUACACUUUUACUAACUACUUGCUAUAUAAAUAUGUUGGAAGUGUAGUUUGCCCAUUCAAGGUGAUUUUCUGUGGAAUUUUUGGUGUACACUUAUAGGCCUAUGGCUAAUUGGAAGAGUGAUCCCUGCUCCAUCUACAGAAAUGCUUAAGGAUUAUGGUAUGAACUGGUCCCUUCAAACCAUUUUUCCAUGCACUAGCUGAAAUUUUUUGCACUUGGAUUAUUUUUGGCCAGUUUUCCAGAAAAAUUGAAAAGAGAAGUCUUGUGAGCUAGACAGAGAAUUUCCCGGUGUACACAGAAAAAAACAGCCUUGAGGGUUGGAAGCUGCUGAGGUUUUUGAGCUUUGUCUCCAUGCAUUCAUACAAGCACAGCAGGAGUUUUCUUUCUUUUGGGUUGGAGGAUUUUUAAAAAGUGGUUCCAUGCAGACUCCCCUUGGAUAUGGCGACGGGGCUGGCAAGCCCCAUUGCGUGGGGAGGGUAGGAUUUGGAGACAAAAAAAAUCAAAAAGUAAUCGAGUUCCCUUUCUAACUCCUACAUUCCUUGCUAUCUGCAUUUUUUAGUUGACUUGAAAUCUCCGUGAAAGUAUAAGCUGAAGAUUUUUGAGGAUUUAGCUCUGUGGUCCUCUGUUUCACUAUUGCAUCAUUUUAGAAGCUGAGGAGAAGCAGGUGUCAUCUCCAAAUAGACUCAGGUUUUGGUUCAGGACAUUAGAAAUGUGUUAGCAUCUGAAACUGAAAGGAAAAAUUGAGAGGUGGCUUGACAGUCCCAGCAGCAGCUCUUCUGGUGUUAAGAGGAAGUGUCACCACAAUUCUACAGUGUCAGAAUAUUUAUCAUCAUCUAGUCAAAGAUGACUGUCUUGACUUGAAAGGAGGGGUGUAAGAUAGAGGUCAUGUAGCCAGCAUCAGUAAGGAAGGGAAAUUAAAUUCUUUACCUCCAUCCGCUGCAUGUGAGCUUGGGCUUGACAGGCACAGUAGUAACCAUCACUUUUAAUCCACGUGAAUCUUGUUACUUAUGUCUCUGAGGCCGCUUAGAUUAAGGGCACAAUCCAAUUGCUUAAUAACCUGAAACCCUGACUUGUGCUGUACCUGGCUCGCUCAUGCAAAGGGCUGCUGGUCCUCCUGACACAAGGAACAGACUUAUUUUAUUCCUUAUCAGCAGGCCCUGCCAUGAGAUUUCUAGACAUGGCGCUCUGUUUCAUUUGGGUAGCUUAUUUUUCAGCUGUUUAAUUACCAUCCUGGAAGUAAUUAUUUUUGUUAUUUUUAUUUUUUUUUAAGCAGAACACUAAACAAACCAUGAUCCUAUUUCCACUUGCCUGAGAGCUGAGCGCUGCUGCACAUCAGGCCCACAGCCACGGCAAGCAGAACGGGCACAGGUGCUUGCUUCGAUGCAUGGCAUGCAGUGGUCAGCGCAUGCCUGCAGAGCUCCGGCUGCAGGUAUUUAGCACGGCUGCACAUCCCCUCCCUGCCAGGGCCUUGCGUUGGUCACCACAAGAAGCCUCCAGCAAAAGGAGUAGUGCUGGCAGCUGUGAUGAGGGACCCUGUAGUCAGCCCACAGCUGAACGCAGAGCCUCAACCUGCCCAGGCGAUGCCUGCACAGGAGCUGGAGCUGCAAGGUACCUGCUUGGUUAAUUUUUGCUGGGUGCCUUUCCUGUCCAGGAGGAAAAGGGGGAUGUAGAGGGCUGCUUUUCUGUUUAGGGUUUUGGUAAUUUUUUUUUAAAAUGAAAAUCAACAAUUUUUGGUCACAGGUAGAAGCGUUGUAUUCUGUCUUCCCUGCAGUCCCUCUCUUAGAGACAUUACAGGACAACCUGAGUGGAAGGUGAUGUUUGGAAGCUGGGUCACUGGGAAUCAGAAGAGAAAGGUGAUUUUUGAGGACUUAGGCACCAAGUAGAAAGUUAACAUGCCGCUGUACCUUCCUGUCAAGUUGACAGUAUUUAAAAUGCUUGUAAACUUCUCUCUCUUGUUGCCCAGAUAAUUUUGGCUUCGCUCUUUUCAAAUCAAUGGUGGCCUGAUGUGAUUCAGCUCACUGCAGUAACCUCUGUUGUAAUUCCUCAGUUGAUCACAAAACCAGCAGGGUGAGAUUAGGCAACACUACAAAUGGAGUGGGGGAUGAGACACUUGGAAGCUGUAUCUUUUUUUUUUGCAAGUUCAGUUUCUGCUGUAUUUUUACUGGCAGUGGUCCCUGCCAGGGAUGCUGGAUUGGCAUCGCAAACUUCAAAGCAGAGCAAGGGAGCUCUGUUACCUAAGCAGUGGGGUUUUUUUUUCCUUUUGUUUUGCUUUGUUAUUGUCUGUUCCAGUAAAGAGUGCUCUGUUGGCUGAUGUUGGCCAUAUUUUGAUGGCACAGUUAAAGCCACUUUUUCCCUGUACUGAUGGAGGGUGGUAUUAGGAGGACUCUUGCUUACUGGUGCUAGUGAAGGUUGGGCUAGGAAUCCAUGGCAUAGAAAACUUCUUGCUAAAAUUGCACUUUCUCUCUGCCCCAUCUGGCUCGUGGUGGUGUUAUGGGUACGUACGUGGCUGUGAUUCCCCUUGCACAUACUAACAUUGCACUAAAAGAGAGACUUUGGGAACAGCGUGUUGAUCACUUUGUUUCUCAGCAGACCACAAAGUCAGCCUAAUGGGGUCUCUUUUUUUUUUUUUAAUUAUUGUUAUUUAGAAAUCAUGCUGGUGCUGAAUGACCUGGAAUUUUUGCUUGGAUUUAUCCAAAGGAAAAUGUAAUUGUAGCUGCAACGGGACCUUUCAUAAGGGUGGCCGUGCAGCUAGGGAGCAGAGCAAGGGCUCUGCGGUAUAAACCGUCUUUGUACCGGGGAGGCGUCGGGGGUUCCAGUGGGGUUAUUAUUGUGUUUUUGUUUAAGACCACAGUUUCAGCUGGUCACCUUGGCAAUCGUGUGAGACAGGAAAUAGUUUUUACUUUUGGUAAAGGUUUUGAAGAGAAAAAAAAGUGAAGCUGCCUGUGAUUGUGGGCUGUGGCUAUUACUAGGGCUAGGGUAGCUUGUACCUGCUAUGGACUUUACCUGCUCUUAUUCUGAGGGCAAGAACUCCCUGUAGCAACAAUGCCACUUCUGAGAAGUGAACGGCAAGUUUCCCUUCCUUUUGUAUAUGUGGAUGUGAGGGUGGGCGAGGGGAAGAGCUUGCUUGUACAGUUUGUUGAAAUGAAACCAGACAUUUUUGGUUGUUCCUAAAUAAAGAGCGUAAAA
This is a messenger RNA of Phalacrocorax carbo (great cormorant), 8959 nucleotides long. NCBI's taxonomy places the organism in Eukaryota, Metazoa, Chordata, Aves, Suliformes, Phalacrocoracidae. The record is from RefSeq and is a predicted model, not a curated record.